AAUAGAACAUAACAAAAAUUAAUAAAUAUGGAAACAGAUGAGGAACUUGCGUUUAGAGAUUUUAACUCACUUAAACGUUACAAAUUCAAUGAUGAGAGGACAUCAACAACAACGUCACGCGAACAACAAAAGACGGAGAAUUCCAUCGAAAAAUGUUAUAAUCGUUUUCAACAAAUGCAGUACCUGGACGUAAAGGUUAAAAAAAUUCACCGAGAAGAACAUCAACGCUAUCUAGAGACAAUGCUGCGCAGGUUACCAUCACAUUAUGAAUGUCUGGAUAGCAGUAGACCAUGGAAUGUGUAUUGGAUAUUACAAGCGGCACAUUUGCUGAACUUCACUUUCGAUGAAGAGACAUUGGAGGAUGUUGUACAAUUCCUAAUCAAAUGUCGCCAUCCAAAUGGUGGGUUUGCAGGAGGUCCUGGACAAUAUCCUCAUUUAGCACCAACGUAUGCCGCCGUAAAUUGUUUGUGCAUAAUUGGUACACCGAGUGCAUAUCGUGCCAUCGACCGUGAAUCAUUAAUAAAGUUUUUGUUUUCCGUGCGUGAAACCGAUGGUUCAUUUCGCCUGCACGUGGAUGGCGAGACUGACGUACGUGGUGCAUAUUGUGCUAUAUCUUGUGCAAAACUAACAAACAUGCCUGAUGAAGUACUGAAGAAGUUAUUUGAUAAGACGGGCGAUUGGAUUUCCAGUUGUCAAACAUAUGAAGGCGGCUUCGGUGGUGCGCCGGAUCUUGAAGCUCAUGGGGGAUAUACGUUUUGUGGUAUUGCAGCACUUGCUUUGCUAGACGAAGGUUAUAAGUGCGACACCCAACAAUUACUGAAAUGGAAUCUACAACGUCAAAUGCCAUUUGAAGGUGGAUUUCAGGGGCGUACCAAUAAACUUGUGGAUGGCUGCUAUUCAUUUUGGGUCGGCGCAACAAUACCUAUUACUCAAGCCAUUAUCCAAGAAGGCGAAUCCUUAAAGGAGUCUCUAUUCGAUACCGGUGCUUUACAGGAAUAUAUUUUGCUUUGUUGCCAAAAAGCAAACGGUGGAUUAAUUGAUAAGCCGGGCAAGCCUCAAGAUCUCUAUCAUACCUGCUACACCUUAAGUGGCGUUUCGAUAGCUCAACAUUCGAGUUUUUCCUUUAAUCCCCAAGUCCUAGGCGAUCCGGUAAACGAGCUUCUGCCAACGCAUCCACUUUUUAACGUACCGCCUCGUGCAGUUGCUUUAUCAUUAGGCCACUUUGAGCAACUAAAUCAAAAUUACAAAGAUAGCAAAAUACCGCUAAAUACUCAGCAAAAUUCGGCGCCGAACUGUGGCAAAAACAGCAACGAUUGUGAAAAAUCAUCUACCGAAUGCUGCAUGGAAACAGAUAAUGGCAUAAAUAAUGCUGAGGAUGAUGAGGAAGCGAGAGUUUCCUCUGUUAGUUCGUCAAUAUCGAAUUGAUAAAAAUACAAUUGUUUUGUGAUUGUAUUUAAGAACUUAUGCAAAAAAUUUAUAGAUAUAUGUAUGUAUAUAUUGACGAAUUAUUUUUCUCCGGGGAAUGGAGAACGUAUGUAAAUGUGAAUUCUAGCAACAAAUUUUUUUAAAGCGUGUGAAUUUACAUACAUAUGUACGUAUGUAAUUAUGUAUGGAUGUAAAUUUGAAAGCAGAAAAGCCGCCCUAUUUAUUAUUGGGACAAUCCCAUGAUUUACUUACGCUCGCUCAACACAAAUAUAAUCCUUUAAAAUAUUUUACAA
Molecule: messenger RNA, 1718 nt
Organism: Ceratitis capitata (Mediterranean fruit fly)
Lineage: Eukaryota; Metazoa; Arthropoda; Insecta; Diptera; Tephritidae
Gene: Fntb
Product: protein farnesyltransferase subunit beta
Exons: 6
Coding region: 28-1425 (465 amino acids)
Biological process (GO): protein farnesylation
Cellular component (GO): protein farnesyltransferase complex
Molecular function (GO): protein farnesyltransferase activity
Source: RefSeq, a predicted model, not a curated record